AUGAACGAGGAGACGGAGGAGUCGCAGCUGCCCGAGGAAGUGGUGGAGGCUGAGGAGCAGGAGGAGGAGCAACAGGAUGAAAAGCAGGGAGAGCAGAUGCCCCAACAGGACCGAGAACAGGAGGAGGUAGAGUCUGAGGGGGUGCGGCAGAAAGAGGAGGAGCUAAAUGAGGAAGAGGUGCAGCAGGAGCCGGAGGAGGUGCACGCCGAGCAGCAACCGCAGACUGUGGAAGGGCAGCGGGAGGAGGAGAUGCACCAGGAGCAGGACGAGGUGCAGCAGAGUGAGGUGAUACAGCAGGAGGAGGUGCAGACUGAGGAGAUGUCACAGACUGAGGAGAUGUCACAGACGGAGGAGCAGCAGCAGACGGAGCAGGAGCAGCGGGUUGAAGGGGAGCACAUUGAGGAGGUGCAGGACUUUGACGACGCUCUGGAGCAGAACCACAGCAACCAGGUCCUGAGCCGCCUGAGAGGGAUGCAGAAAUAUAAAUGUGCCUCGCAGAGGCUGAAGGGGGUCCUGGAGCAGAUGGACCGGGGUGUCGUGGACCUGCUGGAACUCCGCAGGAACCUGGAGCUCGCUACAGUCAUGUUGGACAACGUUUACACUGAUGAGACCAAGCGUCUGUUGGACACCGAGGACGAGCUCAGCGACUUGCAGGGGGAGUCGGUGCCCAAAGAAGUACGGGAUUGGCUGGCAUGCACCUUCACCAGGAAGAUGGGUGUGGCCAAGCGUCGCCCUGAGGAGAAGCCGAGAUUCCGGAGCAUCGUCCAUGCGGUGCAAGCUGGGAUAUUUGUCGAAAGGAUGUACAGACGGACAUCUAACAUGGCUGGUCUGACCUACCCUCCCACGGCUUUGACAGCUCUGAAGGAAGUGGAUCACUGGUCGUUUGAUGUCUUUUCCUUCCACGAGGGCACCGGAAACCAUGCCCUCAAGUUCCUGGUCUACGACCUGAUGAACCGCUAUGACCUCAUCAACAGGUUCAGGAUCCCGCUGCAGGCUCUGAUGCAGUUUGUUGAAGCUCUGGAGAACGGCUACAGUAAACACAAGAACCCCUACCACAACCUGAUCCACGCCGCCGACGUCACUCAGACCGCCCACUUCCUGAUGCUGCACACUGGACUGAUGCACUGGCUCAGCGAGCUGGAGAUUCUUGCGAUGGUUUUUGCUGCAGCAAUUCACGACUUCGAACACACAGGAACCACCAACAACUUCCACAUCCACGCCAGGUCGGAUGUUGCCAUUCUCUACAACGACAGGUCGGUGCUGGAGAACCACCACGUCAGCGCCGCCUACCGGCUGAUGGCCGAGGACGACAUGAACAUCCUGGUCAAUCUGAGCAAGGAUGACUGGAGGGAGCUGAGGGCUUUGGUGAUAGAGAUGGUGAUGUCCACAGACAUGUCCUGUCACUUCCAGCAGAUCAAGACCAUGAGGAACACCCUGACACAGACAGACAGUCUCGACAAAGUGAAGGUUUUGUCUCUGAUGCUUCACGCGGCAGACAUCAGUCAUCCAGCCAAAGCCUGGCCGCUGCACUACCGCUGGACUCACAGUCUGAUGGAGGAGUUCUUUAGACAGGGAGACAAAGAGGUGGAACUCGGCCUUCCUUUCUCUCCUCUCUGUGACCGCAAAUCCACCAUGAUCGCCCAAUCACAAAUAGGUUUCAUAGACUUCAUCGUGGAGCCGACUUUCAGCGUUCUGAUCGACACCACAGAGAAAGUGAUUGGUCCUCUGAUAGAAGAGGACAGGAAGGCCAGAGAGACAGGAAACCGGAGGUCCAGUCUGACAGGAAGUGGUUCGGUUACCGUGGAGUCCGUGCAGAAACACAGUAGUGGUCGCUAUGGGAACAGCAAUGAUGGACAGAUGGACUUUUCCCUGACAGCCAUCGACCUGCCAGCUCUGAAAGUCCACCUAUCCGGCUUCAUCGUUAGUAACAAGGACAGGUGGAAAGAGCUGUCUGUGCACGAGCUGGCCAAUAAGGAGCAAGAGGAAAAAGAGAAAGUGGAGUCCAACGUCAACACGGACGUACAUUCCCACGCCUCGCCCAGUCACAGUGUCCCUGACGGACACACCUCUGACCAAUCACAGAACCCAGAGGGCUCCACUCCCGAGGAACCUCAAGGUGACAUGUCGCCCGUCCACCUCCUGUCCUGGAACGGGGCGAGGCCCGAGGAGGAAAAGGAGGAAGACCAAGAUGAAGUGCCUGAAAACGUCUGAUGGCGCUCCACGGUGAACUCACCGCUCGAUCUGACUGUGGAAGAUCACCAUGGCAACAGGUGGAACGGUGCAGUGACAACGAGGGUUUGGGCGCUUCUGUUUAAACACAGCAGCUGGCUCGGUGGCCCCUCAGUGGCCCCUCAGUGGCCCCCAAAGGGCCACUCGGCCAUAUGUUUACGACUGACAAUGGAGACACGGCAUUCAACGAGACAACAUUCAUCAGGCAACAGCUUCUUAGCGGCGUCAUGGUCAAUUCACUGUGGUGAAAGUGUUUUAUGGUUUUAAUAGAGGCUCAGAGGAGCACUGUCUGUGAAAUAAGUGGAAAUAUAUACAUUUUAAUUUUAAAAUGAAGAUUGACGGGUGUAAACCACAGAGCGUCCAGUGGCUGUUCACGGCGUGGGCAGGAUACACUUCUAUUAUCUGGAGGCAGGAGACUUGGAGCUGUUAGGAGGCGGUCGUGGAGGUUUAGUGGAUCGAGCAGGCCCGUUGUGACUUUUUAGAACUCGUUAGGAGCGUGACGAGGGAUUUCUGCUCUGUUGUCAGUUCUGGGCUCAAAUAAUCAAACAUGUUGUGCUUCUGGUCACGCCCCAAUAUAUGAUGUCAUAGCCACGAUAGCCACGAUAGCCACGUGGCUUUUGGUCCAGACUGAAAUAUCGAAUGGACCGCCAAGAAAGAAGAUGUAUUGUAAUGACUUUGUUGAUCAUUUUAUUUUUCAACAACUAUGAACUGUAUUAACCCUUUGUCUCGUUCCACAUGGGAACAAAUACCUGCACAAAUAAUGACAUUCCCAUCAGCUUCAGCUGUACUUUGUAGUGCAUACUAACUCGACUAACUAAAAUAGUGAAUACUAUACACAUUAUACCUGGUAAACAGUGUUAAAAAAAAACGGCAUUCAAGUUUAAAAUUGAGAUAAAAUGACCUGGAUCUUCUUCUUUAGCAUCCAUGUGCCCAUAGAGCAAUCACACUCGCGUUAAUGGAAACGGGCUCAUUCAAAUGAAAGGAGGAAGGAACAUAACUCUGCAUUCGGCUGUUAGUCUCUUACAACUUUUAGGACCUAAUGAGUUAGAUAAGGGCUAUUGAAAAAGAAAAAAAACACCCUCUGAAUUACUGUUGUCUCUUUCCCAACGUAAAUCUAUGUGAUAAAGUGUAUUUCUGGGCCCCAUGGCAUCACAUGACGCUUCAAAGCCCUGUCCCGUUAGCUUAUCUGUCGUGAACAUGUUAGCUUGCUGACGUUAGCAUUUAGGCCAAAGCAUUGCAGUGCCAAAGUAGCCUCACAGAGCCACUAGCACGGCUCUAUGCUCUUAGUCUUGUUACUUGAUUGGGUAGUGAUUUAUUUCCCCCCAUGAAUGCAAGUAGAGGAUACGGUUAAACUGGCACUUUAUCGCUGAACAAUCCUAAAUGUGCGUUACGGGAAAACCAAUAGAAAAUUGUUAGCAAACACAAAUCCACUGUUGUUGGUACAAAAGUCUCAGCAAGUCAAAAAAUAUUAAAAAUCUCAUAUUGUAUUUGCAUGCAUUUGACUGCUGGAUUGUUUUUGCAUUGCACCUGCAAAUGGCCAGUACUAGCGGUUGCUGUACGAAUGUUGUGUGUGUGUGUAUGUGUGUGCUUUACCCUAGAAAGCAACUCAGCAAAGUUCAUCAUUAUUAAACAUGUAAUCUUCACAUUUUUACAUCGAAACAAUUAUUUUCUGUUCCUCAAAAACACAAUAUUUCUGAUGGCUCUUCCUAAACCUGGGGGCAUAUAUCCAAUCCAAUAUUGCUGUGUAGCUGUGACUUUAAAAGAUGUAUUUCACUCCUGUCUCAUAUCGUUUAAACGGACCAAAUGGUGCUUUAUUAAUUGAAACCGGUACCUGCUAUAAAAAAAUCACUGUUUGGGAUGUGGGCCGAAGUUUGAACCCAGGCAGAGGAAAGCGGCAGCAGUGAAUCAGUGUGGAUUUAUAUCCAUCCCUCCAUUCAUUUUCAUCCGCUUAAUCCGGGGUCGGGUCGCGGAGGCAGCAGACCCAGCAGGCUGACCCAGGCUUCCCCUCUGACCUGCAACACUUUCCAGCUCAUUCUGGGUGUUCCCGAGGCGUUCCCAGGGCAGCUGGGAGAUAUAAUCCCUCCAGCGUGUUCUGGGAUUUAUAUCCGUCAAAUGGGAAAGUCAGAGACACACAGACAGAUCACCUGCGACUAAUUUAAAAGGACGUUCUUCGGUUGUUGUUUUUUUUACACCGUCUUGUACUUAGGGUUAAUAUACCCAUAUGCUAUCGUAAAAUUGUACUCUCCACCGUCUUUGUAGAAACUGCAGUGGAUAAAAGCACUUAAAAUGAAAACAGAUUUUAAGGUGCGAUCGUCAGAAAAUACCAGAAUGUUCCUUAGAAUGGACAGAAGCUCAGAAAUCAGACAGCUCCUGUUGCUUCUGCACUCUUACUAUUAAAACCACGUUGCUGUCACUUCUCCUGACUGUGAAUAAGGAACAGUGCCAUCCAUAAUACCACGCUGGUGACAAGAAAACACCGGUUCCUAUAGCAACGGCCAAACGAGCUGAACAUGGCCGACAGUGGAAAGUCUUUAGAUCCUCGGAGCACUGUGUCCGUUCAUGCUAUGUGUGCUCUAGUCAUCAUGUGCUUUUUGGCUCUAUGUGUGUGUGUGUGAGAGUGAAUGUGUGCACUGUAUACUGUACAGCUGUUUUCUGUAUUAUUGUAUUAAACAUUCAGAGCUCCAGUCUCCUCCUAUUAUUA
Messenger RNA from Pseudoliparis swirei, 4930 nucleotides. RefSeq names its product dual specificity calcium/calmodulin-dependent 3',5'-cyclic nucleotide phosphodiesterase 1A-like. The transcript has 16 exons. The coding region runs from base 1 to 2211 and encodes 736 amino acids. Gene Ontology annotation, biological process: signal transduction. NCBI's taxonomy places the organism in Eukaryota, Metazoa, Chordata, Actinopteri, Perciformes, Liparidae. The record is from RefSeq and is a predicted model, not a curated record. Gene Ontology annotation, molecular function: 3',5'-cyclic-nucleotide phosphodiesterase activity.